Messenger RNA from Plasmodium malariae, 5223 nucleotides. RefSeq names its product exoribonuclease II, putative (gene RNaseII). Gene Ontology annotation, cellular component: P-body; exosome (RNase complex). Lineage: Eukaryota; Apicomplexa; Aconoidasida; Haemosporida; Plasmodiidae. Gene Ontology annotation, biological process: mRNA catabolic process. Gene Ontology annotation, molecular function: 3'-5'-RNA exonuclease activity; RNA binding. The record is from RefSeq and is a predicted model, not a curated record. The transcript has 2 exons. The coding region runs from base 1 to 5223 and encodes 1740 amino acids.
AUGUUUUUAUUAAAAAAUGUUAGAAGAUGCUGUUAUUACACGAAAAUAUAUGAAAAUAUAAAAAUCAUAAGAAAAAUUAAAUUGGAGAAGGAAAGAGAAAAUAAGAAAUAUUCUCAGAUCGAGGAAAAUAAAUGUAAUGUAGAUAAAAAGAAGAAACAGCAAGCCAUUUUUCCUUAUGACAUUAAAAAAGAUGAUAAUAAUUUUUAUGAACAAGUAUUUAAUAAAAUAAAACAGAAAGAUAUCAAAAAUUUGGACAAGUAUGCGGAGGUAUUUGCAAAUAUUUGUUCUGAAAGGAAGAUAAAUGAAAAUGCUACUAUAAAAAAUAUAUGCAUUCAAAAGGAAGCACGGGUGGGGGAAAAUAUUAAAAAAGGAAAUUGCAAUAAUAAAGUUGUUAGUAGUAGCGAAAAUACAAGCGUACAAUGCGUUAGUAAAAAAUCAACAUUUUUAAAAGGAAAUGAAAUGUACGCCUUGAACAACCACAUCCAUAAUAAUGUGAGGAACAAAAAUGAAAAUAUAAAUGAUAAAAAAUAUUUGAAAGAAAAAAAGAAAUAUUUAGAAAGGAAGGAUGUUUAUUUAAAAGUUGUAGAUGAUCAUAUACUAAACAGAAAUAAAUCUUCAAGGGGAAUAAACAAGUCAGAAAAAUGUUUGAACAGAGAUGGACAUUACGUGAAAAGUUUGACUCUGGGAAGGAUUAACGAAGAAAGAGCAGGAGAAAAACAAAAAUUAGAACAGGUGCUUCAACUAAAUGAAGUGCAGAUUAAGGGGAAGAAGGUUGAGAAUAAAAUUUAUAAAGAGAAUGAACGCAUAGAAAGUACAUGUAAUAAAAAAGGGGUACUACUACAGAACAAUGUUGACAGGAUGCAUGAGGACAUUUUGAAAAACGAUAAACUGUUAAGCAGUAGUGAUACAGAUUUAAAUAAUAACAGUAAGGAAAAACAUCAAAGUAGUCAUGGGAAGAAUACAUCUGAAGUAAAAUCCGUUCCUUUGAAAGUGAGAAAAAAUAAAAUUUUAGUUCCAACUACGGAUAAUGCAAUUAUAGAGAAGAGUUACAUAAAUGUGGAGUAUGAAGAAUAUUGGGAAAAUGAAAAAAUAAAUAAAAUUUUGGAAUUACAGAAAGGUAGUGACAAAGAUGUACAAAAUAAAUUGUUUAAGGGAGUAUUAUAUGUUUCACCAUUUGAUACAAAUAAAUGUUUUGUUGUUAAUGAAGAAUCGUUAGGUUGUUCUAAAAAUAAUUUUUUUUAUGUAUAUGGGUAUAUUAGUAGGAAUAGAGCCUUGAAUGAUGAUCUAGUAUAUGCUUAUGCGGAAAGAAGAAAGAUAAAAAGGUUUCAAGAUUCUGAAGAGAAAGAAAAUGAACAGAUUCAAGUGAAUCGUAAAAAGAAUACUGAUACAAAUGGAAUGAAAGGGGAGGAAGGGAUACAGGAAGAGGGGGGAGUAGAUAGAGGAAACGAAGAAAACGAAGAAAAAGAAGAACAGACGGGUAAUUUUUGCAGAGUUGUUAACAUCGUGGAAAGGAGAAGUAUGGAAAUUGUUUGCACGUUGAACUAUUUAAAUAUUAAAGAAAAAAUAAACAAUACAUUUGGGAAAAAGGAUAUAUCAAAUAAGUUGAAAAAUGGAACUGCAUCAAAAGUUUUAAUUAGUAAUAAGGUGGAUAGUGAUAUCGUAAAUUAUAAGUGUGAUAAGGAACAUGUAAUCAGUAAGCCCAAUAUUGAAAAGAUUGAUUAUAUACAAAUAUAUAAAAAUGAAGAAAAAAAAAGAAGUAGCGAAAAAUUGCUUGCAAAAUUACAAUCGGUUGAUGCUAGGUUGCCAUGCUUCAUAUAUGAGUCAUCCAAUUUUAUGGUAAAUAAGAUAUUGUAUCAUCUGCAAAAAAAAAAAAUUAAUUUAUAUGUUUUGGUUAAAUUUAAACAGUGGGAACAGAAUCAAAUUAAUCCAUUAGGAAAUAUUAGUACAAUUUUAGGUAGUGAAAAGAAUUUGUUUGGUAUCAUAUAUUUUUUUAUAUAUUUCUAUAAAAUACAUUUUCAUAUAUAUGGAAAAACUGACAUGUCCUAUUUGAAAUCUAAGAUGAUUGUGCAGGAUAAAAUUUUUGACGCGUUUUUUCAUCGAAAAAAUGUUUUCGUUCCACUUGCAAAUUAUUUUGAGGGUGUGAGUAGUGGUAGUGGUAGCAUUAGUAGUGAUAUCCAUAAUAAUAGCCAAGGAAAAGGGAGCAAGAGCUACGUCGACCAAAUUGAAAAAAAAAUAGCAUAUCUGAGGUAUAUUCAGCAAACUAAUAGAAGUAUACAAAAAUACAUGAUCAAAUGUUUAUUAAAAAACAGGGACAUAAUUACUCAUUUGGACAUAUUUACCAUAGACCCCUUGAAUGCAAAAGAUCUGGAUGAUGCUUUAUCCAUUGAAUUUGUGAAGACUGAUAAAAAUUCGAAAAAGAAAUUUCAGUACAAAAUAGGAGUACAUAUUUCAGAUGUUUCCUUUUUUAUUUCCCCCAAUUCAUACUAUGAUAAGUUGGCCUCAAAAAUUUGCAAUACCAUAUAUAUGGACAUAAUGGUAAUCCAUAUGCUUCCAUCAAUUUUGAGUGAACACAUUUGCUCCUUAAACACUGAAGGGGAGAAGUUAUCCUUCUCGAUCUUUUUCUUCAUAGACAAUAUAUCAAACCCAUAUGAUAUAUCUGUAGGAGAAAUGUUGAAAGGUGUAGAUAUAAAGAAAUGUUUAAUUAAAAGCAAGUAUAAGUUGAAUUACGAUGUGGUGGAAGAUUAUAUAAAUGACAUAUAUCUAAGCAUUAAUAGUACUAUUGGAUGUAGCAGUAAUUGCGAAAGUGAAAGUAAUAGCAGAAGUGGUAGUAAUAGCAGAAGUGGUAGUAAUUACCGUAGUGCUAAGUGCAUUGAGGAGAAAAUAUUAGUUCGAGGGGAUUUAAACUUAAGUUACUUUAUACCCAAUUUUGAACAUAUCUGUGAUAAGCAUAAUAUAUCAGUUAAGAUAGGGAGUGAUAUAUUUAGACUAUAUUUAUUAUCAAGAAUGUUGAAAGAGAAAACAGGAAGGAAAAACAUUUAUCAAACAGAAACUUUGCUCUUUGCUUUGCCCAACACCUACUCGAAUAAUGAUAAUUCUUCAGAGGAGUUCAAACCGAUAAAUAUAGACGAAAUGACAAAAGAGUAUAUAUCAUUCGAAGGUAAUGAUGAUAUGUAUGUUAUUGAAAAAUUUUUAAAAAGACCGAAAUUUAAAAAGUUGUUAAACGAAACAAAUAUGGAAAAUGUACAUCUAGAAAAAAUUGAGUAUAAAAAGAAAAGUCAUAUGUUAAUAGAAGAAAUGAUGAUUUUAACAAAUUUUUUAGUUGCUAAUAAAAUAUUUGAUAAUAAGAGAUUAGGAUUAUUGAGAAUACAUGAAAACUCCUCGGAAGAAAUAAAGAAAAACUUUUUACAUAUUAUUGAUUAUAGUACAUACAACAAAAUCAACAGAAUGAUUAACAUAAAUAAUAACACAAUAAAUGAUAUAUUAUCAGUAUGUGAAAAAGUGUUAAGUGAAAAUCAACUGCUGUGUCUUCAUUACAACAUUUUGAAAUAUUAUAAAGAAGCUAUUUAUAUUCCCUUUGUAGAGGGAGAAAAAAAUUAUUCAUGUCAUUUUGGUCUUCUCUUAAGUAAGUACAUACAUUUUACUUCACCUAUUAGGAGAUAUAUUGAUAUUGUUGUUCAUAGAAUUCUAAAUAGUGUUAUUGAAGAGGAAAUAUUACCAUAUACUUACGAAGAUUUUAAGAGAAUAUGUGAACAGUGCAAUUAUCAGAAGAAGAAAACGGACGAAGCUCAGACGCAUUUGAAAAAUUUUCUUUUAAACAAAUACCUAAUAUAUUUGAAUAACAACAAGCAUAAAUAUGAGGGGGUGAGCGAUGUACAAGCAGAAAUGGGGGAACAGUCGGGUCAUCGGUACCACAGUGACAGACAAGAUUCGGCCUACUCAAAAAGAAAGACAAGGCGGCUAGUUCAAUACUACAAAGGAGAAGGGACUCAGAAAAAGGGGGAUGACAAACCCCUUGAGGAAGAGGCAGACAAAACAGAAGAAACAGAUGAAAGUUACAAAAGUGGCAGAAGUGACAAAACUGACGAAAGACAUUGUUUUCAGCAUAGUGUGAACUUAAAAAAAGGGGGGCAUAUACCAAUAAAGAAAUACUUUUAUUUAAAUAGGGGAGUGAUAAGCUUCCUAACUGAAGCUUAUAUUCAAGAAAUCGUUAUAACGAAAAAUAUAAAAGAAAAUAUUUGUCUUAAUAUAUUAAACAGCAAUUACAUUAAUGUUAAUGGUAAGGAGGACGGUGUAAGUGACAAUAUUAUGCCCAUUACGCACAUUACAUACAUUUCGGACUCGUCAAAAAAUAUGAACAGUAUAAGCAGAAAGAACGUGGAUGGUGAAAAUAAAAUUCUGAGUACCAAUGAGGAAAAUUUUAUCGAUCAAAGGGGAAAUACAUGUAGUAGUACUGGAAGUAGUAGCAGUGGUAGCAGCAAUGAUGGUGCUGAUUAUAAUAUGGAAGAAAGCUCAAGAGUGAAAAUUAAAAAAAGCAUAAAUGAUAAUAUAAAGCUGAAAAACGCAAUUGUCUUCUAUGUGCCAAUAGUGGAGACAGAAAAGUCAGUCAGUGAUAAUUUGCUUAGUUUGAAAUUUGAGUACGUUUUAAUAUCAUUUAAAGAAUGUACAUAUAUUUAUAAUAUAUCAAAUGAUGUAUUAUUUAAAAUAAAUUUGGAUUUUUGCACCACAAAUGAGUCUAGUCAAAAUAGUUUAUAUAAUGAUGAGGGAAAUCCUGGGGAAGAGCAGAAAAGGAAUAAACGACUUUAUAACAUUUUUAAACAAAUAACAAACAUGAAAAUAUGUGUUAAAUAUCAAGUAUUAAAAUUAGAAGAAGGAAAAAAUUUUCAAGAAAUUUACGAUAGUUUAUAUAUUCAUGAUGUUUUUAUCAAACGGGAUGAUGAAGUCAACAAACUGAAGAAACAGACUUACAGUUUGGAUCCUGUUGUAGAUGAAAAACGUAUAAAAAAUGAACAACAAUAUAAUGAACGUAGUAACCUAAAUGAUAGUGCACAGGUAAAAAUGGCAAUUAAACAAAAGAGUUCACAGUUCCACGAUAACAUAGAACUUGUGCAUGAUAAAACUGUAGAAUGUAAUGAAGGAAACGAAUACGAAAAAAUAAGCAGAUUUCAGAAGAAGGCAGUUUUUCUUAUACCAGGACUGCAAAUGUGGGCCUUGCGCCUGACAUGA